UAAAAAGACAAGAAAGGAAGAAAACCAAACAGGCAAAACGUUUAAGUCUACUUCGUCGUCGUCUUCCACUAAUAUUCUGGUUUCAUCGAAGACUUUUGGAGGAGUACAUUUGCAGUCUGUCAAUAACCCUUUCGUCACGGAAUUACUCCAAGCCGCGUAGUGGUCGACUCCAAAGUAUCCUAUCUUUAUGGUUUUUCGAAUCUGGGUUCUCCGAUUUUGAGUUUGCAGGGUCUUGAAAUCUGGGAGAAGGUGUUUCGCGGAAUCAGUUAAAUCAAACAUCUGCUUCUCAUGGCGAGCUUAUGUUGCUUCGGUUCUUCAGACUACGAUCUCGUGACUGGGAGGGCGUCAACUAGUUCUGGGAAAGGAAAAAACAGCGAUGGUGAGAUAAAAUUUGGUUACAGCUUGGUGAAAGGGAAAGCUAAUCAUCCAAUGGAAGAUUAUUAUGUCUCCAAAUUCACGAAAAUUGACGGCAAGGAGCUCGGUUUGUUUGCUAUCUACGAUGGUCAUUUGGGCGAACGUGUUCCUGCUUAUCUUCAGAAGCAUUUGUUCUCCAACAUUCUCAAAGAGGAGCAUUUUUGGUUUGAUCCUCAGAGAGCACUAAUUGCUGCCUAUGAGAAGACAGACCAAACCAUUCUGUCACAUUCUGACCUAGGCCGUGGUGGCUCAACCGCUGUAACCGCUAUUCUGCUGAAUGGACGACAUUUGUGGGUGGCAAAUGUGGGUGAUUCCCGGGCUGUUUUGUCACAAGGUGGUCAGGCAAUACAGAUGACUAUAGAUCACGAGCCCCACACUGAAAGGUUAAGCAUUGAGGAUAAAGGAGGCUUUGUAUCAAACAUGCCAGGAGAUGUCCCUCGGGUUAACGGGCAGCUAGCAGUUUCCCGUGCUUUUGGGGACAAAAGCCUCAAAACACAUCUACGGUCAGAUCCAGACGUUAAGGAUUCAUCUGUAGAUGCUCACACAGAUGUUCUAGUUCUUGCUAGUGACGGUCUAUGGAAGGUGAUGGCCAAUCAAGAGGCGAUUGAUAUCGCCAGAAGAAUCAAAGAUCCAUUGAAAGCAGCAAAAGAACUAACAACCGAAGCACUAAGAAGAGACAGCAAAGAUGAUAUAUCUUGCAUCGUCGUCAGAUUAAGGUGAUGAAAUAUAUUUUACAGAACCACCAGAGAAAAGGAUGAAUCUAUUAGAAAUGGAAGAAACCAAAUAAAUAAUGUUUGAUUAUCAAGAAUAGAAGAUGACGUAAAAGGUAUUUGUAAUAUAUUUUUGUUUCCUCCGGUGUAAAAUGGUUGAUCGGUUUUCCGGAUGUUUGGAAAUUUGGUUGUUUGAUUUGUGGUUUGGUUUGUGUAAGUGAGUAAGUGAGAAUCAUAUGGUUUGGUGUAUAAACACAAGCUGCUUCAAUCUCUGUUCUUGGGUACUCUUCA
Brassica oleracea var. oleracea is the source of this 1415-nucleotide messenger RNA. RefSeq names its product probable protein phosphatase 2C 10. Gene Ontology annotation, cellular component: nucleus; cytosol. The record is from RefSeq and is a predicted model, not a curated record. The coding region runs from base 289 to 1134 and encodes 281 amino acids. The transcript has 6 exons. Gene Ontology annotation, molecular function: protein serine/threonine phosphatase activity. Lineage: Eukaryota; Viridiplantae; Streptophyta; Magnoliopsida; Brassicales; Brassicaceae. Gene Ontology annotation, biological process: protein dephosphorylation.